Messenger RNA from Neocloeon triangulifer, 1989 nucleotides. RefSeq names its product phenylalanine--tRNA ligase beta subunit (gene beta-PheRS). Gene Ontology annotation, cellular component: phenylalanine-tRNA ligase complex; cytoplasm. Bases 138 to 1904 code for a protein of 588 amino acids. The transcript has 11 exons. Gene Ontology annotation, molecular function: phenylalanine-tRNA ligase activity; ATP binding; magnesium ion binding. NCBI's taxonomy places the organism in Eukaryota, Metazoa, Arthropoda, Insecta, Ephemeroptera, Baetidae. The record is from RefSeq and is a predicted model, not a curated record. Gene Ontology annotation, biological process: phenylalanyl-tRNA aminoacylation.
AUGGUCAAUGGAAACGUGCAAGCUACUUGCGAGGUAGUCUUGUGUUUUAAUUAACGUUUUUCGGAGAAUUUAAAUUGUUUUUAUUACUUAGCUGUUGAUUAAACUGAAACUUAAAAGGUUCACCUCUAAGAAAAAAGAUGCCAACAGUUGGUGUAAAGCGGGAUAUCCUUUUUGAAGCGCUGGGGAGAAGUUACACGGAUGAAGAAUUCAAUGAUCUGUGUUUUGAAUUUGGGCUUGAGCUGGACGAAGUUACCACGGAGAAACAAAUGAUUUCCAAGGAGCAAGGAGAAGGGAAAUCUGAAGGCGCUUCUGAGGAAGUAAUUUAUCGUAUUGACAUUCCUGCAAAUAGAUACGAUCUACUCUGUCUUGAAGGCUUAGUGCUAGGCCUAAAUGUCUUCCACGGAAAAAUGAAAAUGCCUCGAUUCAAAACAAUUAAGCCCAAGAAAGUUGAAAGGAUGGUCAUCAAGCAAAAUACGGCCCAAAUCAGACCUUUUGCUGCGGCUGCAAUUCUCAGAGGUGUCACGUUAAACAAGAACUCAUACAACAGCUUCAUUGACCUGCAGGACAAACUGCAUCAGAAUAUUUGCAGAAAAAGAACUCUUGUUGCUAUUGGUACCCACGACUUAGACACAAUCGAAGGUCCAUUUGUUUACGACGCCCUUCCACCAAAAGAAAUCAAGUUUGUUCCCUUAAACCAAGAUAAGGAGUAUGAUGCUGCUCAACUAAUGGAGCUUUACUCUACUCACGCUCAGCUGAAAACGUACUUGCCGAUCAUCAGGGACAGUCCUGUUUAUCCAGUGAUUUUUGACAAAAACGGAGUUGUUCUGUCGAUGCCCCCUAUCAUCAACGGAAAUCACUCUAAAAUCUCAACAGACACAAAAAACAUUUUCAUUGAAGUCACCGCCACUGACCUCACAAAGGCCAAAAUUGUGCUGGACACUCUUGUCUGCAUGUUCAGCAAGUACUGCUCAAAGCCCUACGAGGUUGAGUUGUGUGAAGUUGAGUACCCUGAUGGCAAAGUCAUGAACAGCCCUGCAUUGCCAUACAGAAAUGAAAUCAUUGACUUUAGCAAAGCCAACACAUACAUUGGGCUUCAAGAGUCUCCUGAAAAUAUUGCAAAAUUGCUGAGCAAGAUGUGCCUGGGGACCAAAGUUGAGGGAGAAAAAAUUAAGGUGGAAAUUCCUCCAACGCGCCACGACAUCAUUCAUCCGUGUGACAUCUUUGAAGAUGUAGGCAUUGCCUAUGGGUACAACAAUAUUCCCAAGACCCUGCCAACGGCAGCUACCAUCUCCCAACAAUUCCCUCUUAAUAAACUUUCCGACCAGUUGAGAGGCGAGGUGGCUCAGGCAGGAUUCACGGAAGCACUGACUUUCUCCUUGUGCUCCAUUGAUGACAUUUCUACCAAACUUGGCUGGUCGAUUGAGAAAUUGUCUGCAGUGCAUAUCUCAAAUCCGAAGACUCUGGAGUUCCAAGUUGCAAGAACGACGCUCCUGUCAGGCCUAUUGAAAACCAUCGCUGCAAACAGAAAUAUGCCUUUGCCUAUCAAAGUGUUUGAAGUUUCAGACGUUGUGCUAAAAGAUUUGAUGACAGAGGUUGGAGCUCGAAAUGAGCGCCACUUGUGCGCUGUCUACUACAACAAAAAUUCUGGAUUUGAAGUCGUCCAUGGUUUGCUAGAUCGAGUGAUGCAGCUCCUAGGAGUGCCUUUCAGGUCUGAGGGAGAAGGCAUUGGAUAUCACUUGGAGCAUGAUGAAGAUCCAACUUAUUUUCCAAAGCGUUGUGCAAAGAUAAUUUAUGGUGGAAAUGUGAUUGGAAAGAUUGGUGUUCUGCACCCAGAUGUCAUCACGAAGUUCGAAUUAACCAUGCCUUGUUCUGCUGUGGAAAUCAAUAUAGAACCUUUCUUGUAAUAUGAUUCUCCGUAUAAGGACAUACUAGCCAAUAAAUCAUUUUCAUUAAUAUUUCACAUAAUGUCAUUUUAUAGUUUCAAUUAUA